ACUAGGUCGACGACACGCGCGGGCGCACGAACACACGCGCAGCCACAGUUGACCUGUCGAACCUGCGACCCUCUUCCCUCGCCUGCCGUCAGCGCAGAGUGCUGCACUCCUUCCUGCCCGAUGGCCGAAACCAGACCUGAAUAUUUGGCCGUCCCUGCGUGAGCAACACUGAGACAGGAUUUGGGGUCUUCAACCGUGGCACUCUUCCAACUCCUGCACGCACGACCCACGAGUGGAGCGGAAGAAGAAUCUCUUUCCAACCGCUCAUCAUACCAGCUCUCCCACCGUCCAGGAUACUCAUUAUUGGCCUUGCUCCUCGUGCAUCGAUCCCAGUGGGAACUGUGAAUCCAGAUAACUGGCCCUCUGUGUCCCAUGAUGACCUCCUCCACCUCCAUCACUUCCCUCUUCUCCUUCACCAGCCCUGCGGUGAAGCGCCUGCUUGGCUGGAAACAAGGGGAUGAAGAAGAGAAGUGGGCAGAGAAGGCAGUGGACUCUCUGGUGAAAAAGUUGAAAAAAAAGAAGGGGGCGAUGGAAGAGCUGGAGAGAGCGCUCAGCUGUCCCGGACAGCCCAGCAAGUGUGUGACCAUCCCUCGCUCACUGGACGGCAGGCUGCAGGUCUCCCACAGGAAGGGUCUCCCUCACGUCAUCUACUGCCGGGUGUGGCGCUGGCCCGACCUGCAGUCCCACCACGAGCUCAAAGCACUGGAAUGCUGUGAAUUCCCCUUUGGCUCCAAACAGAAGGACAUCUGUGUCAAUCCCUACCACUACAGACGGGUGGAGACUCCAGUUCUGCCCCCGGUGCUGGUCCCCCGUCACAGCGAGUUCAACCCUCAGCACAGUUUACUAGCAAAGUUUAGGAACGAGCCGCUGAUGCCUCAGAACGCCACCUACCCCGACUCCUUCCCGCCGCUGCCCUGCUCCUCCUUCUCCUCAUCACCCUCCUCGUCGCUGGCUCUGUCGCCCACUUCGCAGAGUUUCCCCAACUCCCCCAACAGCUCGGCGGAGCCUGGCAGCCCGUAUCACAUCACAGCGGAGACUCCACCACCUCCCUACAGCAUGAUGGAGACAAGUCCUCAAGAAGACGUGAAGCCCAGCAACUCCACAGAGGCACCCAAACUUACCUUUUCAGCUCCACACAGAGACCUUCGCCCGGUGUGUUAUGAAGAGCCAGAGUACUGGUGUUCCAUUGCCUACUAUGAGCUCAAUAACAGGGUUGGUGAGACCUUCCACGCCUCCUCCCGCAGUGUCCUGGUGGAUGGCUUCACUGACCCCUCCAACAACAAGAACCGCUUCUGCCUUGGACUACUGUCCAAUGUCAACCGCAACUCCACCAUCGAGCACACGCGGCGGCACAUAGGCAAAGGUUUGCAUCUCUACUAUGUGGGCGGUGAGGUGUACGCUGAGUGCCUUAGCGACAGCAGCAUCUUCGUCCAGAGCCGUAACUGCAACUUUCAGCACGGUUUCCAUGCCACCACCGUCUGUAAGAUCCCCAGUGGCUGCAGCCUGAAGAUCUUCAACAACCAGCUGUUUGCUCAGCUUCUGGCACAGUCAGUCAACCAUGGCUUUGAAGUGGUGUAUGAGCUGACCAAGAUGUGCACCAUCCGCAUGAGCUUUGUCAAGGGCUGGGGUGCGGAGUAUCACCGUCAGGAUGUCACGAGCACCCCCUGCUGGAUUGAGGUGCAUCUACACGGCCCCCUGCAGUGGCUGGACAAGGUCCUCACACAGAUGGGCUCUCCGCAUAACCCCAUUUCAUCAGUGUCAUAACAACAGCGACCACUGGCAGGAAGUCAAGCAUUUGUUUGUAAUUGCUCAUUCACAUUUCAACGAAGGAGUAAGGUUUUUGCCCUCACUGCUCAGAAUCAGGUGCUGCCCCCUACCGGCCAGAUUUAGCUAAACUCACCUUCCAGCUGAAACCUUCAGAUACACGUGAAAACAGGACCAUUAAAAACAAAACAAAACAGCAGGUUUGAAACAGGUAGUCGUUUAGAUGCCGCCCCCAUUCUCGCGCUCAGCUCAGAAUAAAGGCUGCUUCCUUUAAAGUAGUUUGAGAAGACAACUACACCCACAGCUACUAAGUAGUCGGACAGUUUUCACCAGUGCACUCCAGAAAAACAACAUGAUCUGCAGGUGUUUGUGACUAAUGGAGUCUGUCGUUUGUGUCUCCAUGUACUGCUUGCUUCUUUGUUCUAUUAAAGUCAAUUUUGUGACACCAGUUGAUUCAAGUCAGCUGAAUAGAGAGAAAACGUGUGCAUUCACAUUUACUGAUGGAAAGAAAUAUGAAAGUACUACACUGGAAUUC
Synchiropus splendidus (mandarinfish) is the source of this 2299-nucleotide messenger RNA. RefSeq names its product SMAD family member 9 (gene smad9). The coding region runs from base 373 to 1764 and encodes 463 amino acids. Gene Ontology annotation, molecular function: DNA-binding transcription factor activity, RNA polymerase II-specific; RNA polymerase II cis-regulatory region sequence-specific DNA binding; I-SMAD binding. Gene Ontology annotation, cellular component: heteromeric SMAD protein complex. Lineage: Eukaryota; Metazoa; Chordata; Actinopteri; Syngnathiformes; Callionymidae. Gene Ontology annotation, biological process: transforming growth factor beta receptor signaling pathway; anatomical structure morphogenesis; BMP signaling pathway. The transcript has 8 exons. The record is from RefSeq and is a predicted model, not a curated record.